Molecule: messenger RNA, 1034 nt
Organism: Sphaeramia orbicularis (orbiculate cardinalfish)
Lineage: Eukaryota; Metazoa; Chordata; Actinopteri; Kurtiformes; Apogonidae
Gene: lage3
Product: L antigen family member 3
Exons: 3
Coding region: 56-349 (97 amino acids)
Cellular component (GO): EKC/KEOPS complex
Source: RefSeq, a predicted model, not a curated record
ACUGCUAAACCAGAAGAAGAAGCACAGCCGCUUCAUUUACUUCAGCGGAAACACGAUGGCGGCGUUAGAGAGUGAAACCAACAACGGAACAGGCAAACUGGAAUUUUCUCUGGAUGUUCCCUUCCCAUCGUCUCGUGAAGCCAUCAUCGCUUUACAGUCUCUGUCACCAGAUCGAGAGCCUCGGAAAGGAGGCAUCAGUAAACAGCUCACAGUGUCAGGCAGCACACUGUCUGUGAGGUGGAGUGCAGACGAAGCUCGCAUUCUUCGUGUUUCAGUGAAUUCAUUUCUGGAUCAUCUGUCACUCGUAUUAGAAACCAUGGAGAUGUUUGGGCCUCCUGUUUCUCAAUGAUACAGGGCCUAAUUUUUCAGGACUCAUAAGUGAAUUUCACUCCACCUUCUUUUCUUCUGGGAGUUUUCAGUCCAUGAAUGACUUCUAAAAAUACCUUGGCCUGACAGAUCACAAAGAUGUUUUUUUUAACUGGUGCAGGUAAUAAUGGUUCAGCAGGUUAUUAUUUUCUAUGUAUGUCACAAUUUAUAUGCAAAAUAUUUGAAAUAAAAAGGCAUUAAUAAAUAUUUGUGUAACAGACAGAACUGGCUGAAUGGAGUCUUGACAUACACAUGUCCCCCUUUUGCUGUUUCCAAAGGAAUCCACUUCAGAGUUGUUGUAAUGUUUAAAAACAUGAAUAACAUUUAUUCCAUAAGUGUAGUGUACCUUCCAAGAAGGUUACAGAAAAAAGGAAAUAGACAAAGUAAGAAACUAUGUGACUCCAGGGCUUGUCUCCAUACUGCACUUCAGCCAAUUAACUUUUUGACUGACCAAAACAGGUGCAGUUUCUUAAAGAGACAGUAACCAAUAACUGCGGCUAUACACCACUUAACUAACAGUCAAAUCCACACAAUAAAUGACAUGUUCAUUUAUAACAAAGAUGUUAAAGCUAUGUAAAACAAAAACAGGUCAGUUCUUGUCUCAUAAAAUUUCAAAUGCCUUCGAUACAUGUAAAAUGUGACAAACUAUUAAAGGGAAUGCUUUUCUA